This is a messenger RNA of Phasianus colchicus (ring-necked pheasant), 1310 nucleotides long. RefSeq names its product tetraspanin-3-like. Gene Ontology annotation, cellular component: plasma membrane. NCBI's taxonomy places the organism in Eukaryota, Metazoa, Chordata, Aves, Galliformes, Phasianidae. The record is from RefSeq and is a predicted model, not a curated record.
CCCUGCCCUCUUGCAAGCUGUUUUUGGGUGGAGAUGUCAUUUGAGGCACCUGCUGAAGUGAGGUGGAGGCCUUUCAAAUGGUGGUGGUGAGGGAUAAGCUAAUAGGUCUGAGCAAGAUGUGGAGAGUGAGGGGUGGACGCAUGUCUCUGUGGGUCUAUGAGGACUCUUGGCUCAGGAAUUUUGCUCGCAUUCUACUGCUGUUCCUUGGUGUCAUUUUCUGGGCAAGCGCAACAGUUCUGACCUUUGGUGGAUGCUUUGUGAUCCUGUUGUGCAAGAACUACCAUCAUUUUUUUCAGGAGUCUUUCUUUCCUCUCCCUGGCUGGCUGGCUGUUGUAGCUGCAUUAGUCCUGCUACCUGUUGGUAUUUUGGCUAUUUCUGUUUCUGUAAGGAACUCCCGUUAUCACCAAGGGACUCUCAUGCACCUGCUGCUAGUUCUUCUUUGUCUUCAAGUGUCUUUAGCAGUUUUGACACAGUUCUACUCUAUUUGGAUGGCAGUUGAGCUGAAGAACACAAUGGGACAAGCCUUCAAUCAAUACAAUGGUACACAUUCCCUGGCUCAUGGCAGCGGGACUGUGGAUAUGCUUCAGAAAAAGCUCCAGUGCUGUGGGCUUCAAAACUAUACAGACUGGCUAAAGGCAUCAGCUGCUUCUUGGCAUUUUCCAUCUGAAAAAUCUCAUAUUCCUAGAAGCUGUUGUAAAAAGUAUGCUGACUGUGGGGGUAACUUAAACCAGCUGGAUCAGCUAUUCCAGGAGGGCUGCCUGAGGAAACUGCAAGACCAAUUGCAUUAUGGAAUGAAGUUCUUGUUUUCUUGCUGUGUUGUGCUCAGUGUCCUAGAGCUGUUGGCUGGAGCAAGCAAUGGCAUCCUCAUGAGCCAUCAGCCUUUCUAUGACUUCCGAUUUCUGGAAUCGUCUGUCUUCUCAUAGGUCAACAGGCAAUGGCAGCAUUGCUUUCCUUGAAUCUCUCUUGUGUUGUGACUGCAUUGAAAGAAAAUUUUUUAUGAUAUAUAUUUGCAUAUAAAUCAAACCAACUGAUCACUGUUUUUUUUUUUUCUUUAAUGUUGCCGUGCUAGAUCAGUCUUCACCCUCUGUUCCUGUUCAACACCUGAAAAACUUCAUUGCUGGAAAUCCCAGCGGGAAGUGUGAGGGAAUCUCAGUAUGUGCUGAAACUGCUGCAAGUGGGUGAUUGUAAGGUAGAGGUAUCAUUUUCUCAGUAAUGUAAGAGAAUGUUGUAAAGUCAUGACCCGAACUUUGGAAUAAGUCUUACUGGGUGAGAUUUUUGAAGUGCAAUUAAAAAGCAGAUUCUUCCACUUA